Paramecium tetraurelia is the source of this 462-nucleotide messenger RNA. RefSeq lists its product as uncharacterized. The transcript has 2 exons. The record is from RefSeq and is a predicted model, not a curated record. NCBI's taxonomy places the organism in Eukaryota, Ciliophora, Oligohymenophorea, Peniculida, Parameciidae.
AUGUAAAAUAAAAUUGAAAAAAAAAAGAAAUAUUUUGAAUGGCUCUUUUAAAAUAAUAGAUCUUAACAUUUCUAUUCAGGCUAUAAACAAAUAACUGAAGAAACGGGUCAAUAAUUGUUUUAGUAUAAAACUUAAUUACCCAGCGAUCAACUUUCAAUACAUGAUUAAGAAUCAUUUUUGACUCAUGAUAAUUUUGAGAUUCCCCAUUUUAAUUGGAAGUUUUUGAGUGAAACAACAUUCUAAAGCGCAUAUAUGAAAAUUGAUGAAGGAAAUUAGAUAGAAGUUUACUCUAAUACAAGAGAAGAUUAAGUAAUAUUUUUUGGAAGGUAUCAAAAUCAUAACAAAGAUGGUUUAUGGUAAAUUUAAUAUUGUUUGAAGUAAUAAGAGGAGUUUUUACCUAUGUAAUAGAUUUUCAAAUUAAAAUAGAGGAGGUGGGUUAUAUAAGAAUGGAGUUAAAAUUGA